AUGGGGAAGGCUUCCAAGGAUAAGCGGGAUCUUUAUUACCGGAAAGCCAAAGAAGAAGGAUGGAGGGCUCGGCUGGCCUUCAAGUUGCUACAGCUAGAUGAAACCUUUGACCUUUUCACCAAUACCAAGCGGGUGGUGGAUCUCUGUGCCGCCCCCGGGUCAUGGUCUCAAGUGCUCAGUCAGAAAUUGAAAGAUGUCCCCGAUUCCCGGGUGGUGGCAGUUGACUUACAACCGAUGAUGCCCAUCGAGAACGUGACUUGUUUACAAGCCGACAUCACUCAUCCCAAAACAUUGAAGUUGAUCCUCGAUGUGUUUGGCGGUGAGCCCGCUGACUUUGUCUGCCUGGACGGGGCGCCCGAUGUCACUGGGCUCCACGAUCUCGAUGAAUACAUUCAGGGCCAGCUUGUGCUUAGUGCGUUACAAUUAGCGUGUUGUGUUUUGAAGGAAGGAGGUACAUUUGUGGCGAAGAUUUUCCGGGGGCGAGACAUUGACUUAUUAUACUCUCAACUUGGGUUCCUCUUCGACAAAGUUGUUUGUGCUAAACCUCGACUGUCACGGGGUACUUCCCUUGAAGCAUUCAUCGUGUGUAUGGGCUACCACAAGCCGGCCGGGUGGGAGCCUAAGUUGGAUGAGCUGAUCAGUACAGAAGAGUUCUUUGCUGGGGCCAAUAUCGGCAAGCAAGCAAUGACCGAACAAGCAGACUACGGCGUAGCUACUGAACCUCGCGUCAUCGCCCCAUUCAUCGCUUGUGGUGACUUGUCAGCGGUAGACUCUGAUGCUACUUACCGUCCCGGCAACCUCAAGGGGUUGGACCCCGUACAAGCUCCCACGGCUCCCCCUUACAAGCAGGCAUUGGAGUUGAAGCGGAAAAACCAAAAAAAGUCAACCUAA
Messenger RNA from Diutina rugosa, 891 nucleotides. RefSeq names its product tRNA methyltransferase. Bases 1 to 891 code for a protein of 296 amino acids. Gene Ontology annotation, cellular component: cytoplasm. Gene Ontology annotation, biological process: tRNA methylation; cytoplasmic translation. Gene Ontology annotation, molecular function: tRNA methyltransferase activity. Lineage: Eukaryota; Fungi; Ascomycota; Pichiomycetes; Serinales; Debaryomycetaceae. The transcript has a single exon. The record is from RefSeq and is a predicted model, not a curated record.